UGAGCAGGGGGCCGUCACCAUGUUUCCUCUCUUCCUGUUGGAUCAUCACAUGACCGCCAGGGAGCUCGGCUUCUGGAACGGCGUCAUCGCGAUGGGCUUCUCCAUCUGCGGCUCUUCCCUCGGAGGCCUGCUGCUCGCUCAGUUCAGCAUCGGGGCUCUGAUGCGACGGGUGUUCGUCCUGCGAACCAUCAGCAUGGUCUUCCAGAGCUCUCUACUCACUAUCCUGGAACCAUCGCCUCUCAUGAAAGGUGAGAGACUGAAAUCGAUCCCAGGCAGCCGUUUCAACACUUAUCACCAAUUGCAAUGAUCCCAUAAAGGUCCAGUUUGGUUAUGUUGGUGCUCUGCAGUAAAGUAUAAUAACCUAUAUCCAAGUGUCUAAACACAUACACACAAAAAACACUUGCAUAAAGCACACUCCCAUUACUAAAGAAGAGUGACCCUGUUUGUGUUAUAAGCUUCUCCAUGAAUAGUGUAUCAGCGCACCACAUGUUGUUUAUUGAAUUCUGUAGAAUUACAUAUUUAAACUUUCCAGAUCUUAAAUACAUACACAUGCAGUCCUCAUUGGACCUUUGUUGAAUAAACACAUUAACAUGCAGGUACAUGUACAUAUUGU
This is a messenger RNA of Notothenia coriiceps (black rockcod), 613 nucleotides long. RefSeq names its product major facilitator superfamily domain-containing protein 3-like. The coding region runs from base 20 to 307 and encodes 95 amino acids. Lineage: Eukaryota; Metazoa; Chordata; Actinopteri; Perciformes; Nototheniidae. The transcript is spliced from 2 exons. The record is from RefSeq and is a predicted model, not a curated record. Gene Ontology annotation, cellular component: membrane.